This is a messenger RNA of Hypoxylon trugodes, 705 nucleotides long. RefSeq names its product PAP2-domain-containing protein. The transcript has 2 exons. Lineage: Eukaryota; Fungi; Ascomycota; Sordariomycetes; Xylariales; Hypoxylaceae. Bases 1 to 705 code for a protein of 234 amino acids. Gene Ontology annotation, cellular component: intracellular membrane-bounded organelle; endoplasmic reticulum membrane. The record is from RefSeq and is a predicted model, not a curated record. Gene Ontology annotation, biological process: lipid biosynthetic process; protein N-linked glycosylation. Gene Ontology annotation, molecular function: dolichyldiphosphatase activity.
AUGGCUGAUGAUCCAAUACCUCUGGCGUCUUUGUCGCUAACACACGUACACUAUGACCCCACCGACCAUAUAUCCUACCUCUGCGCCUGGCUCGCCCUAAUCCCCCAAGGCCUCUGCGUAAUGUACGCCACCCUAAUCUGGUCAACUCGAGAAAUCGAAAUCGCCCUCCUCUUCGCCGGGCAACUAGCCUGCGAGGCUUUAAACUUCGCCCUAAAACGGCUGAUCAAAGAAGAGCGUCCACCGCGUAUGAACGGAAAGGGGUACGGCAUGCCUAGCAGCCACGCGCAAUUCGUUGCUUACUUCGCCGUAUCACUCUCAUUGUUUCUAUUGGUCCGCCACAAACCCCCGAGUCCACGCGUAAGAAGACGGAAUCACACGCCGAUGAGCAUAUCCGAGCGUGCUGGUUGGAGCGUCCUGGCUCUUGCGGUUGCGGCGGCGGUGGCUUGGAGUCGGAUUUAUUUAAACUAUCAUACCGAGAAACAGGUCAUGGUCGGCGCGGCAGCGGGGACGGUGAGCGCUGUGGGGUGGUUUGUGAUCACGGAGCUAAUACGACGGUCUGGGUGGUUAGCUUGGGGGCUUGAGACGCCGAUAGCGAGGUUCUUCCGCGUGAGGGAUUUGGUUAUUGAGGAGGAUAUGUGUCAGGCUGGGUGGGAGAAGUGGGACGACAAGAUGACGGCUUUGAGGGCGAAGAAGAAACAAAAGUGA